AUGUCCAAACCUGCUAUCGGAUUCGUCGGCCUGGGGGCCAUGGGCUUCGGCAUGGCGAUGCACCUGGUACGCGAGGGCUAUCCUGUGCAUGGUUACGACGUCUUUCCCGCCUCAAUCGAGCGCUUCAGGGCUGCAGGAGGAAUUGCAGCUGAGUCUCUCCGCGCCUCUGCAGAGGACAAGUCCUUCUACGUUUGUAUGGUCGCUUCCGCCCCUCAGGUCCAGAGCGUCUUGUUUGGAGAAGAGGGCAUCGUUCAGCACCUCCCCCCAAACGCAACGCUCAUCCUCAUGUCCACCAUUUCCGCCUCAGCAGCGCAGUCCCUCGCCCACGCCCUCUGCGCGCCCCCUUACAAUCGCCCGGAUAUUCUAGUAGUUGACGCUCCCGUCUCUGGAGGCGCCCUCCGCGCCGCAGCCGGCACCCUCUCCAUCAUGGCUGGCGGCUCUCCUGCCGCCUUGGAGGCAGCCACCCCGCUUCUCUCUACCCUCUCUGCCCCUGGCAAACUCUAUUUAGUUCCUGGCGGCAUUGGCGCAGGCAGCAACAUGAAGAUGGUGCAUCAGGUGCUCGCAGCGAUCCAUAUCCUGGGGGCUAGCGAAGCGCAGGGUCUGGCGGCGCGGUUGGGGUUGGAUGCCGCGCAGACGGCGGAGAGAAUUAAGAGUGGGGAGACGUGGACGUGGAUGCAUGAGAACCGCUCGCCGAGAAUCUUGGGGGACGAGAAGGAGUGGAUUCCCGGAGCUAGUGCGGUGACAAUCAUUCUAAAGGAUGCGGGCAUCAUCACGACCUCGGCGCGCGAACAUUAUUUCCCUACUCCAUUGUGCGCUACAGCUGAACAGAUCUAUCUCUCGGCGCUGCUUCAGGGCGAUGGGAAUAAGGAUGAUGCGGCGCUGGUGAGACAGUAUGUGUCUGGUCCGGUGAUGAAGGUCGAUGCUUCUGGACUGGGGGAGGAGGAUAAGGAGGAGAGGACGAGGCUGGUACUCGAUCUGAUGGCGGCAGUCAAUCUGGUGGCGGCUGCAGAGGCGGUGGCUUUUGCGCGGUUUCUGGGUGUCGAUCUACGCCAGUUCUAUGAAUUGGUGAGCGAUGCUGCCGGUGGGAGUAGGCUAUUUAUCACUCAUGGUUUGGAGAUGAUUGAGGGGAGGGUUGGGGAGAAGGCGCCUGCGGGAGCAGAGACGGUCGAUUCACUCGUGCAGCGGUUGGCGAGGGUGGUCCAGCGGGCCAGAGACUUGCAUUGUCCAUUGCAUCUGGGAAAUGCGGCGUUGGGAGUGUUGUUGAUGGCGAAGAGGGCUGGUCUGGGGGGGAGCAGUAGUACCAGCGUGGUGGGGAUGUAU
Messenger RNA from Aspergillus saccharolyticus JOP 1030-1, 1320 nucleotides. RefSeq names its product NAD(P)-dependent oxidoreductase. The record is from RefSeq and is a predicted model, not a curated record. Lineage: Eukaryota; Fungi; Ascomycota; Eurotiomycetes; Eurotiales; Aspergillaceae. The annotation marks the transcript as partial. The transcript is spliced from 3 exons. Gene Ontology annotation, molecular function: oxidoreductase activity; NAD binding; NADP binding.